AUGGCCGAAGAGACUCUCUAUUCCACGGCUGGGUGGGGUUCUGGCCAGAUCCUACUCUUCACGACCCUGCACCUGCUUCACAAAAUUCUCCGGUUCUUGGGGGUGCUGCUGGCUGUGAUGGUGACCCGGAACCAAGGCGCUCGAUGCGGCCUACGAAAGGCCUGCCUCCAAGACGGUUCCAGACCUAGCACCAUGGAGAGCGGUCGUUGGGACAACGAACCUUUUAACAGGGAGGGGUGUAACAGGCUGCACAUUUCGUCACGACGUCACUUCAACAAACGGUUUUCUGAGAUGACGAACAGGACCUCGUACUUUUACGACCCGGACGUGGGGAACUUUCAUUACGGUGCUGGUCACCCCAUGAAGCCUCAUCGUCUGUCCCUCACACACAGCCUGGUCCUACACUAUGGUCUCUACAAGAAAAUGAUGGUUUUCAAACCGUACAAAGCGUCCCAACACGACAUGUGCAGGUUCCAUUCUGAGGAUUACAUCGACUUCCUGCAGAAAGUGUCUCCAAACAACAUGCAGGGCUUCACCAAGAGCCUCAACACUUUCAAUGUGGGCGAUGACUGUCCGGUUUUCCCAGGUCUGUUUGAGUUCUGCUCUCGUUAUACCGGCGCUUCACUGCAGGGGGCGACACAACUCAACCACAAGCUCUGUGACAUCGCCAUCAACUGGGCUGGAGGACUACACCACGCCAAGAAGUUUGAGGCCUCUGGGUUUUGUUACGUCAAUGACAUCGUCAUCAGUAUCCUGGAGCUGCUCAAGUACCACCCUCGCGUCCUCUACAUUGACAUUGACAUUCACCACGGAGACGGCGUGCAGGAGGCCUUCUACCUGACCGACCGCGUCAUGACCGUGUCCUUCCACAAGUACGGCAACUACUUCUUCCCCGGCACAGGUACGACACGGGUGCAAACAACACGGCGGUGUUCUGUGGAGUUGAUCCCACCGAGCCUCAGCCGCUCGACCACCGAACGAAAGAUCCCACCGAGCCUCAGCCGCUCGACCACCGAACGAAAGAUCCCACCGAGCCUCAGCCGCUCGACCACCGAACGAAAGAUCCCACCGAGCCUCAGCCGCUCGACCACCGAACGAAAGAUCCCACCGAGCCUCAGCCGCUCGACCACCGAACGAAAGAUCCCACCGAGCCUUAGCCGCUCGACCACCGAACGAAAGAUCCCACCGAGCCUUAGCCGCUCGACCACCGAACGAAAGAUCCCCACCGAGCCUCAGCCGCUCGACCACCGAACGAAAGAUCCCACCGAGCCUUAG
Messenger RNA from Knipowitschia caucasica, 1275 nucleotides. NCBI's taxonomy places the organism in Eukaryota, Metazoa, Chordata, Actinopteri, Gobiiformes, Gobiidae. The record is from the annotation of a GenBank genome assembly.